GAACCCCUCACUGUCUGCAUUUUGACGCAGGCACAGCGCCUAUCCGCAAUUCGGACUUGGACACCUGACAUUUUUUUCCCCUGUUCCCCGUUUCUCUCAUCACGACCGCGGUUCCGCUGCCGGACUCUCGCUUGAUGGAAACCGAGGCUGUGCGCCCAGUUGCAGUCAUGCUGCCUCCGAAGAACUGCCUUCCAAGGAACUACAGCUGCAUCGCCGGGCUGUUUGGGAGCUUGGCUGCUGCGAACCCGAUGCUGGAAGAUGGGGAGGACUUGGAGUUGAUGAACGGUACCUGCGAGACCAUCGAUACCCCGGUGGUCGACGAGCGACCAAGGGGUCGUGAAAUCUUCCUCAAACCACCGCAGAGUCCGAACCUGCGACGGAGAUGCAAAUCCUUACCGACCCCCAUCGAGAGAGCUAAACUAGAGAUUAUCCGCAGUCGGAGCCCAACCAGUGAGAAAAAGGUCCGUUUCGCUGACUCUCUGGGUCUCGAGUUGAUCUCCGUUAAGCACUUCGACGACACAGACAUGCCCGAGGUCCCCGAGCGCAUUUUAGCCAAAUUCCCCAGGGGUCCCCUCCAUCUGAACGACCUUGAUAAAUUCCCCCGGGCACCCAACCGGUCCGUUUUUAUGGAACUGCAGUUCUCAAACCCCGGGACAAUGCCUGGCUUCGAGCAGAAGGUGAGAGAAGUUAAAGUGUUGUUGGAAACAGUCGAAGCAGACGAAUUCAGCUUGUCCGGUUUCGUGCGUGUGUUGAAUCUGGCUUUUGAGAAAAGCGUGCAUCUAAGGUAUUCUCUCAACAAUUGGAUAACAUUUAUGGACAGCCUGGCGUCUUACGUGCCCAACUCAAGCGAUGGUGUGACGGACAGAUUCUCUUUCAAGAUCAUCACUCCGACGUUUCUGUCGAGUGGAGGCACACUGCAGUUUGCUAUUAAGUAUUGUGUCGGGGGUGACGAGUAUUGGGAUAACAACAACGGGAACAACUACAAAGUACGACGCCACCGGUUCAAGAUGUCCCCACCGCGCGAGUGGGAGAACGGUUGGAUUCACUUCAUCUAGUUUGCGCCCCGCCGCGUCUCCAACAACGCGUAUUCGUGUAUUCGGCGCGCAAUAGUUCCACGGGCACCGCUUUACCUUAAUAAUGGCUUGAUAUUGAUGAUUCGACUGCCAUCGACAGAUAUGGGCCCGUACACUGUUACCAUCAGACAUUGUCUUAAAUCAGCUUUUUCACUUCUGACAUUUUUGCUCUGCCUCUGCUUGAAGGUUUUGACAGGAUUGAAAGAUACGCCCCUUUAGGUUCCCGGUACCGGGGGGCCGCAGUAUGACAAUUUGCCCUGGAUGUUGGGUCUCUGUACAGUCCGGUGAUACCGGUAGGGCAUGACGAUGUUCUUAUAUAAUGGAGAGGCACGUGCCAUAGAAAACGUGCCCGGAAUUAAUUCAGUUUACGCAUCGUUGUUCCGUCCCAAGAGGCAGUUAUGUUGGCUGCUGUUAUCAAAUUAGAUUGUUUAAUUGAUGAGCCUCUUGGCUGCCGUGUCUUGAGUGUGGUCCUAUCUUAAGUGAUGACCGAGGCUGUGUGGGAAAUACAACAAUGAAAGCUUCCUCCAUUGUUGCUCACAUCUUCAGGCACUUAUCAUGCCGGCUCCCGGUCUGUAGUCCAUCAUUAGGAAACUCCUUCACGCGAGGACAGGACGGGAGCACUAACUAAUGUUCGACUAGUCGGAAGCUAUUAAGAUCUGUAACAAUGUGUAUGAUAUUGAUAAGAUAUUAGGGAUAGAAUAAUAUAAUUGCGCUCUCAAUUGAUAGUUUGACAUCGAAAUUCUCCCACAAGUUUGUAAGAAAUGGAUUAGAACACGACGUUCUAUCAGUGGGGUUUGUUAAAUCACAGUAAUGCCGGUAUCCAAUGAGUGAACCAUGCGUGCUGCACCCCCCGAACCCCUCUCGCGCCCCCAAUACAUACACAUUGUCAAAUUCCCCAAAAGCCAAAUAAUGUAGCCAGCACAAUGUCCAAUACGAUUUGGAUUAUGUAGAUAUGACCAAGAAAACCAAAUGGCCAUUUCCAAUAUUGUAUUACGUGUUAGGCUAGUACAUUGUAACUGCUUCGAUAAUUCACUCUUAAUCAGCUGCCUCACCCUUUUCAGUUCAUCUGCAUGCAGCUCGUAUUCAUAAACCUGGGCUUCGAUAAUAAUAUACAAAAACCACCAGAACUGUGCUAAGAUGACACCUUAUGUAUACUGUGGAUAUUCGUUGACUUGAAGCGCAACUGUUGCUUUUUAAAAUGAUACAUUUACCUCAGAUCACUUCUAGUGUGGACCUCACAAACUUCCGAAAAAAAUCAGGUUUUUAACUUUUUUUAUUUAUUCAGAAUGAACACAAUGUAACAACUAAUUAUUUUAUACAAAUGUUACCAAAUGUCAUGAUAUUUCUGUCUCAGAAAUCAGAAAAGCAUCUGAUUAUUACGGCGUACUUCCAUAUGUGCGUCCGAUUUUGCAACAGCAGCAUUACUCUAGCGUGUCUUGUGCAUAUCCGUUUUAGUCUGCAACGUUAGCUACAUCAGCUAUUGCACUGAUGAAAGUGUCUAAACUGCUUUUGAAGUCACUGUACCAUCGAUGUUAGCCUUGACCUACCCUGUACCAUAGAUAACUGUUUGAUUGCUUGAGCUGACAAACUUGUGACGCGUGUAAGAGCUUGAAGAUAAACAAAUUAAUGGGGACAGCUAGCACUCACCAUGAGAGAUUGACAGCGACAUGGGAAUGAAAAAUUGCCUGUAUAACCUUUUUUGGCUUUUUGUAAUUUCGUUUUUUGGCUUGUGCGAUCUGAAUCUGAGACGAGAGAAAUCUUGGAAAUCUACCAGGAAUACCACACCUCAAAUGACUCUCAGAUAAACCGUGUCAACACGCUGCAUACAGUAUGUUCAUCAGCUGGGACGCUAUCAGAGGAUCCAUUUUGAGGCGUGUAUACUGGUGUACUGCUUUUCUUAUGGGUUCCCUCUAGGAGUUUCAGUUCAGACUCUGCGGUUGGCUCAGAUGAUAGGACUGUGUUAUUUACUGUACUGGCUGUAAUGUCAACACAACCAAAUAGGAAGCCCUUUGUUUACAGCAUGAAGGGUGUUCAUAAGCUUUUCCCUUAAGAUUGGAAGACUGGUAAAGGCUGUGCAGAGAUGUCUGGUGUCUAGACAGACUGACAGACAGACAGACAGACAGACAGAUAGAUAGAUAAAGAGAGACAGGCAGAAAGACAGACAGAUAGACAGACAGACAAAAAGAGUGACAGACAGACAGAAAGAUACAGAUAGACACAAAGACAGACAGACAGACAGGCAGAAAAGAUAAGAGGUCUCCUGUGUUUAGAGUAGCUUGAGCCAAGUAGCUGGCAGUUUGUUGAACUAGAUGUCCUUCCUGAUUCGUGGUAAACUAUGUUCACCCAGAUGUCAGUGUUGGCAUUCUGCAGGCGUGAGGUGGAGGUUGGUCUAGAGGCCUGUCCUGUCAGAACUCCCGUCGACAAACCCCACAGACAACCAGACUGUCCUAGCUCCUACACUUUGUAUUAUGACGUUAUAAUCAGUGAACAUGACUGGUUUCUUUCAAACACCUUAAUUUUUUUGAAUUCAUAUUAGUAUUCUCGUGAUUAUGCAGUUUUCGUCAAGCUGUUUUGACAGUAAGAGGUAAUAAAUAAAAACUGUGCCAAUAAAUGAGGGUUCGUCUGAAGGCGAGAGAUGGUGAAGGGCUCUCAGUACGAUGUUUGUUUUCUUCUCAACACUUUAACGUUGUGUGCUCAUUGAUGUGUUGAUGUACAGUAGACGUGUGUCUUUGUCGCAUAUUGAAUGUCUUUUUGCGACCAUUCUCUGUUGUAGAUUUGAAGCAGGAUCGCAUGUAGUGGUUUGUUCUGAUGUGUUGGAAGUUUCUCAUUUUGCUUUCAUUAUAAUGGAUUAUACGAAGUUGCCCAAAAUCGAAAUAUUAUGGAUUCUUAAAAGCACACUUACUAAAAUAUCGUAUUUUUUUAUCAUGCGUUGUCUCCUAAGACAUAUUUAAUCUUUGGGAAAAUACGUUUGAGGAAAACAAUGGCAAUAUUUUGUUAAAUAUAAUGCUGUUUUUAUCAGAAGUACUAUGUUCUUCUGAUUAAUAACUCAAUAUUGGGUACCCAACUCCAAACCACACCAGUAAUUCGAAACUGAUAUUCAGAAUGCCAAUCACAAGUCAAAUCAAAGAGUUUUGAAUGUUGCACUGGAAAUGCCAAAACGUCCCUGAAAUAUGAAUGCGAUUGGAGGUGUUGUUGGUCCUGUUGGCACCAGAAGUUUGCUUUGCCUUAAGUUAGAUGUUUAUCAAGGUGGAGAAAGUGGAUGUGUAAGACAGAGAGAUGAAUCUACAGCAGGACCUGUAGUACCUGGUUCACCACAGUACCUGUGUUCACCACAGUACCUGUGUUCACCACAGUACCUGUGUUCACCACAGUACCUGUGUUCACCACAGUACCUGUGUUCACCACAGUACCUCUGUGAACCACAGUACCUCUGUGAACCACAGUACCUGUGUUCACCACAGUACCUGUGUGAACCACAUCCAGUUGAUACAGGCCCAUAACCAACACUGCUACAAAAAAAAAGCACUUUGGUGUUCCAUCAAAACUUUUGGGAAAAGAAUGACUAGUGAUUGUAAUGUAAUGGUCAUGGUUUUGCACUUUGCACUUUGAGCAAAGACAAGGAAAGAGACAAGGUUUGUGAAUGAUGUUUGUCCUAGACCUGACACCUUCAGUGAACAGCUACUAACCAAGUCGUGAUCCCUCCAUAAGCAUUGUGUAUCAUAUACGACAUACCUUUCUGCUUUCUCUCUCACUGUGAAAAAAGGUCUAAACUUCAAUCAAUUUGCUUUUGUUUGUUGUUGUUUAUUUUUCCUUUCCAGACUGUAACUCCUGUUCUUUUGUAAACCUAUGCAAGCCUUCAAAGUUUUGCAGCCACCUGUCUACCCUGACGUGUCUUGCUGAAUGGCCUAUCGUUUAGACUGAAUGUUUAACACUGUAUUUUCGCUGUUCGCAUGCACAGCUAAAAUGCCCUUUUUUUCUAUGGUGAGUUUGUAAUGUAGCCUCUAUUUUACUAAAACAAUGCUAAUAAAGGUCUGUGUGAUGGAAACAUCUUCUCUGUCUGUC
Osmerus eperlanus (European smelt) is the source of this 5135-nucleotide messenger RNA. RefSeq names its product protein phosphatase 1 regulatory subunit 3E. Gene Ontology annotation, molecular function: protein phosphatase 1 binding; glycogen binding. The transcript has a single exon. Bases 135 to 1055 code for a protein of 306 amino acids. NCBI's taxonomy places the organism in Eukaryota, Metazoa, Chordata, Actinopteri, Osmeriformes, Osmeridae. Gene Ontology annotation, biological process: regulation of glycogen biosynthetic process. Gene Ontology annotation, cellular component: protein phosphatase type 1 complex. The record is from RefSeq and is a predicted model, not a curated record.